UCAUAGCCUCAAUCUUUACUCCAGGGUGGAUCGAUUUAGCCUCUGCAAGAUGGACAACACAGGAGUGACAAAAGGAAUCGUGAUCAAAGAUGACUGGCCUGGAUACAGUUUGGAUCUCUUCACGUACCCUGAACACUACCAUGAAGACAUAGAGAGUGUUUACAUUCCACAUGGCGUUAUCAUGAACAGGAUAGAGCGUAUGGCCAAAUACAUCAUGGAUGACUUUGGAAACAGCAACAUCAUGGUGCUGUGUGUCCUGAAGGGAGGCUACAAGUUCUGUGCAGACCUGGUGGAGUUCCUAAAGGUGCUUGGUCGAAACACCAACAAGUACCUGGAAACCAGGGUGGAGUUCAUCCGUCUCAAGAGCUACCUGAAUGACCAAUCAACAGAGGAGCUGCACAUCAUAGGAAGCCGAGAUCUGUCUUUCCUGCGAGGGAAGAGUGUGCUCAUCGUUGAGGCCAUACUGGACACAGGAAAGACCAUGAAGGCCCUUCUGAAGCAUGUGGAGACCUUUGAACCCAAAAUGGUCAAGGUCGCAGGUCUGUUGGUGAAGAGGGUCCCUAACAUGACAGAAAGUUUGACUGACUAUGUUGGAUUUGAAAUCCCAAACCGCUUCGUGGUCGGUUAUGCCCUGGACUACAAUGAAUACUUUCGAGACCUGAAUCAUAUCUGUGUCAUCAGCAAGACUGGGAGGAUGAAGUACAAGGUUUGAGGAGAAUUAAAACCAUAAGUAAUCCAUCUGCAGCAGAAAACUGUUCAUCUACCUUAUUCAACAAUAAGUCAUGGAGCAGUUUUGCACUAUUUUGCUAAAUAAGCCAAUUUUUUUAGAAGAAAAAAACAUAUUUGUAUUUAUAUUUGUAUGUCUUGAGAUUUUUUUUAGG
Molecule: messenger RNA, 881 nt
Organism: Labrus bergylta (ballan wrasse)
Lineage: Eukaryota; Metazoa; Chordata; Actinopteri; Labriformes; Labridae
Gene: prtfdc1a
Product: phosphoribosyl transferase domain containing 1a
Biological process (GO): guanine salvage; IMP salvage; hypoxanthine metabolic process
Cellular component (GO): cytosol
Molecular function (GO): magnesium ion binding; hypoxanthine phosphoribosyltransferase activity
Source: RefSeq, a predicted model, not a curated record